Messenger RNA from Rhododendron vialii, 1185 nucleotides. Its product is annotated as protein NLP7-like. The transcript has 3 exons. The coding region runs from base 72 to 1100 and encodes 342 amino acids. Gene Ontology annotation, molecular function: DNA-binding transcription factor activity; protein binding. The record is from RefSeq and is a predicted model, not a curated record. Lineage: Eukaryota; Viridiplantae; Streptophyta; Magnoliopsida; Ericales; Ericaceae.
AGAGAGGUAACAAAGGAACUACUGGAGUUAGAAUUGCGAUUGCAAAGGAAGAUAUCUUACAAACCAAGAGAAUGCGUCUUAAAGAUGCUGCAAAGCAUCUCCAAGGUGGCCGAUCUACACUGGAACACAACCUUAUAUCUUGCCCCAACGAAACUCCCACUGUUGUUGAUCAAGAGGGAAUCCCACAAUUGAAUUCUGAUACUCUUCCUUUUGAUCAAGCCUUGGUGGCUACCAUUGACACAAAUACUAGUGUUGUUGUAAAGGACAUUCCGCAGCCACAGUUUUCGUUGACACAUCGACAAGAUAACCCAGAUGAUGAUUUUGGUAAGGAUGAAGUUGAGGUAGUUGGAAUGGUGGGUGAAGGAACAAGGGAUGGUAAAAUGGAAGAGGGUCAGUUGAAUUCCGAGUGUUUGGGAAAAGGAAAAAGGAAGGAAGAAACUUCAGGAGGCGAUAAAAGAAACAAGAAAACAAAUGGAGUUAAAAUUGCAAUUUCUUUGGACGACAUCUUACAAGCUGAAGGAAUGCUUCUUGAAGAUGCUGCUAAGAAUUUCAAGGUUAGUCAAUCUACAUUGAAGCGUGUCUGUCGAAAGUAUGGUAUCCUCAGUUGGCCACCUUCCAAGGGAAAUGAGCAUAUCAGUCAAUCUCACACUAAGGAAUCUCCUGCGGUUGUUGAUCAAGAGGGAGUCCAACAGUUGAAUUGUGAUAUUCUGCCUUCUCAUCAAGCAUUGGCAGUUAUUGUUGACACAAAUAGUGUUGUUUCGGUUGUUGAUCAAGAGGGAGUCCAACAGUCGAAUUGUGAGAUUUUGCCUUCUGAUCGAGCAUUGGCAGCUAAUAUUGACACAAAUAGUGUUGUUUUAAAGGCAAGAUGGGUAGAUGAUAUUAUAGUAAAGAUUCGUCUUCCUAAGCCUUGGAAAUUGGCAGAGCUAGAGCAACAAGUGAAAAAGAGGCUGAAAAUUGAUGCUGGAACUUAUUACAUUAGGUACAAAGAUGAGGAAAAUGAGCUUAUUACUAUAUUUUGCGAUGAGGAUUUAGAGGAAUAUAUAUCCAAUCCUAGACCGUUGAACACCUGUUCGAUAGAGGUUUUUCUUGUGCCAAAGUAGCCUAUAUAUUAAUUACCCGUUGACCAACUUGAAUCUUUGUCAUAAAGCAUUUUCCCUUCUACUGUAAAAGUGUUAGUUUGCUAUU